UUCCUUCUUCUUCCUCCUCCUCCGGCCGACGACCGAGGCUUCCAGAGGGAAAAAUGGCUGCUUUUCUACCGGACGAGCUGUGGAGGCACGUCCUCGCGAUCGGCGUGAAAAGCCCGGCGAAAUCGCUGAGCUACAAGGAGCUGUGCUGCGUCUCGAUCGCCUGCAGACGCCUCCGCCGGCUCUCCGGCGAGGACUCUCUCUGGUCCCACCUCCUCUCCUCCGAUUUCCCUCCCCCGACCUCUCAAUCGUCUGCUUCGUCCUCGUCGCCUUCGUCUUCCUGUAAGGCCUUGUACCGGAUCAGGUUCGAGAGGGACAAAGAGAAGAAGAGGUUGGCUCACCGGAGGGCCGUGAUGAGGAAGGAGAGCCAAAUCGCCGAGCACCUCCGGAGGAUUCGAGACAUCGAGGCUUCGCUGGCGCGGGAGUCCGACAAGCUCAAGGCCUCCGCUUCUGAGCUGUCGAAUCUGCAUAAGGUCAGGCAAGCGUCGGUGGCUUUGAAGGUGUGGCAGCCUGAGGUCGUUAGGGGGAAGCAAAAGCAGAUGGUGUCUCAAUGCGCCGUGCCUGUCGAGUCUCGAAUCAGUGCGGUCGACAUGGAGUUUCGGCUCUGCAAGCAGCAAAUUGCCAUUUUGCGCAAAUCCUAUGAAGAGGAGAGGAGAAGGCUCGAUGCGGCAAAGCGGGAAUUGGAGUCGAUUGAGUAUCAUCCUUUGCGGCGUUGUGAACGAACAGGUUCCAAUUUAGGCGGCUCUAGUAGUAGGAGGAAGGAGAUUAAGAGACCCAUAGAUGUGGAAGGCUAUGGGAAACUGGCUAAAACAUCCUAAGAUGAUAGGGUGCCUUUCAUCUACAUGCUGAGGCUGUGCAAGGAGAUGUAACCGGUCAUGUUUGCAUUAAGGUAUUCGCCAGUUGAAAGAACCAAUUGGGUUUGUGAAGCCGGUGAACCGCAGCUAAUAAGGCAGAGGAAGCCGCGGCGGUUUCUUUAAAGCCAGGAUUGCUGUAAGAAUGUCGUUUGGCUCACAAUAGUGACAGCCACCCAGAUGAACUUUUCUCCAGGAGAAGCAAAUCGAGGAAAUGACCAGCUACCGUAGCAAGUGUAGGCAUUCUCUUUCUAAGGUCGAGACCUGUUGCGGGUUGGUACUGAUACUGCGGUUCGUAUGUUUGGCAAGAGGCGCCAUGUAUCUUGAAGGUGAGAAGGUCAUAACAAGUCAGAUGCAGAUAGUCGGCAAAAACUCCAGCGCAACACGUGGUUGAAUCGGUGGCGCGAGAUAAUCUCUACUAUAAAAAUGGAGACUAGCUCGUUGGUAUCACAUCUUCUUUCAUUUUUGUCGUGGACCAUCUUUUUAUGUUUGAUGAUCCAAAAUAUAUUCACAUUCUCCGUAGGCAAAAUCCCUGUGUCUUUAAUGUUUGUUCCU
Molecule: messenger RNA, 1403 nt
Organism: Eucalyptus grandis
Lineage: Eukaryota; Viridiplantae; Streptophyta; Magnoliopsida; Myrtales; Myrtaceae
Product: F-box protein SKIP24
Exons: 6
Coding region: 54-815 (253 amino acids)
Molecular function (GO): protein binding
Source: RefSeq, a predicted model, not a curated record